This is a messenger RNA of Gregarina niphandrodes, 2295 nucleotides long. RefSeq lists its product as hypothetical. The record is from RefSeq and is a predicted model, not a curated record. Lineage: Eukaryota; Apicomplexa; Conoidasida; Eugregarinorida; Gregarinidae. The coding region runs from base 1 to 2295 and encodes 764 amino acids. The transcript has a single exon.
AUGCGGGCUCAUGCCUCCACCACACCGCCUCGUAAAGGCGUUUGUCGUCGGGUAGCCUCGUUAGUGAACGAGUGCGUGGCACCAUCGCCGCUGCAGGACUGCGCACCUCGCCAAACGAACAUCCGAGAGCAUAAAAAAGUUCGGAGAUUGAACAACGAAGGAAACGAACAAGCACCGGACCACCAUGUCGCCAACCAUACCGGACCUGACAACUUCUCCGUCCUGGACAACCAACCGAGACCGGCUAAGGAAUCGACCAUGCAUAGUGAUCAUAAAACCGCUGGCGCUAAAGAGAAUGCCCGCCCUGUCUCAGAACGAAACGAGCGGGGUAGUGGAGACACUGAACAAGCAAACGGGGGCAAGCCGACUUCUAGUCAGUCCAAAGCUAAUUCGGUAGAGUAUUUGGGUGACAGGGAAGAAGACAAAGGUGACAGGGAAGAAGACAAAGGUGACAGGGAAGAAGAAGCUGAAGGAUGGUCGACGGAGAAUAAAGAGCACAUCAAAGAGCAAGGCAAAGAGCAAGGCAAAGAGCACGGCAAAGAGCACGGCAAAGAGCACGGCAAAGAGCAAGGCAAAGAGCAAGGCAGUCAUGAACAAGGCAGUCAUGAACAAGGCAGUAAUAUUGUUGAUAUAUUCAGAAAUGGACGACCACCGAAACCACGACGGCCUACAGUGGGUGCUGAGCCGGCGGAUAAGUCCACGGAGAAGACGAAGUUCGACACUUCAGACUACCAGAUGUUCGACAAACUCCCGAACGAAAAAAAGGAUCGGUUAUACUUCGUGGCUCGGUUGAAGCCCUACAUCUCGCCGAACUCUACAGUUCUCGACUAUCUCGCGAGAAUAGAUUUAAUCAAAGUUGAUAAACUAAUGAUUCUUCAUCGGGCUCUGUGGCAAGCGUCAUCCCAGCCGUGUCCUGAAAACUAUUCCGAACAGUUUUCGGGGUUCGGGAAUAACCACAAGGCGGUCGCGAACCCGGUGGUUGUGAACCCGGUAGGUGCUAACCUGGUAGGUGCUAACCUGGUAGGUGCUAACCUGGUAGGUGUGAACCCGGUAGGUGUGAACCACUCAGUUUCCGACACAAGCCGGACCGGAUGUAACCAAGUAGUCAACGCCAACGGGACGAGCUCGGGCGGGAUGGAGGGUCAGCCGCAGCGAGUGGACGGUCUCGAUGUUCCCUCGGGUACGAGCGGAGUCCGCUACAUACCUGGGCGACCGACUGAUAUGCAUGCGAGUCAGAAUAUGGUAUACCGCACCCAGCCCGUUCUAAUCAGUGAAGUCCAUGGCAGUCAGCACCAGGUCAGCGGCAGUCCGGUGCCACAGGAGGCGUUCCGUUGUCGCGGGUGCGACUGCCAUGGGGGCGACUCGCGUGUGUGUGCAGACAGCAGCGUAGACGAAAUCGCACAUGACCGGCGGUGUAGUGAUGGCGAGGUGGCUUUACGAGAACGAACGACAGUGGCGGGAGUCAAGCGACGCAGCCACCCUCUGGAAACGGGUUCGAAGCGGGUGCGUGAGGACCCGGGCUCAGUCUUUUCCUUCGGCGAACGAACGGACAGCGCGGUCCACGAUAUGAGUCGUGGACAGGACGCUCGCGGGUUGUGUAAUCGGGUGGGAGUAUUUGCAGCGGCGGAGGGGACACCUUUACCUUUGACACGGAACACGGACGCGACUCUGGUGUUUGACUUUGCGACUUCGCUGCCUUCCAGCAGGUCCCGGUACUCAGGAGAACAGCCGCCACCGCCGGCACCGCCGCCAUCCGCUCCAACGGUGUCGCUCAAGACGGAACCGGGUCUGCUAGACUUCUUAGCUUUCGUGCGCGAGAAGUGUUAUUCAUAUGAGCAGAUAAAACGUUUGUGCGAAAAUGAAGGCGCACUGGACGGCUGCAUUCAAACCCCCUUUUCUAAUCUCGGCAAGCUAAAAUACCUUAGUACUAUUAUGAACGAAUUAGGCAACAAGUUGGAAAGCAGCUUCAGCGACUUUUCAGCACUUCAACCUCGCAGAGCAUCACAACUCACCCAGAUCACUAAGGCCGAGAAAUUCCUACGACGCUGCAUAAUCAUCAAACUCGCUGCCGAUGUCAGACAAUGCGCAGAAUCAGAACUCACCAAAUUCAUCGCCCACAGAACAUCCCACGACCUCAAGAAACGCAUACCAAACACUCCAUUAAGUAUACACGCAUUUACAUGUUUGACGCGUACACACACUUUGCCACUUUGCCAUCCCACAGCCAGUUGCCCUACACACACGUUGGCAUCCUAUCCCACAGCCAGUUGCCCUACACACACGGCCGUCGCUUGA